Cylas formicarius (sweet potato weevil) is the source of this 2264-nucleotide messenger RNA. RefSeq names its product transmembrane protein 87A. The record is from RefSeq and is a predicted model, not a curated record. Gene Ontology annotation, biological process: retrograde transport, endosome to Golgi. Bases 155 to 1657 code for a protein of 500 amino acids. The transcript has 4 exons. Gene Ontology annotation, cellular component: Golgi apparatus; membrane. Lineage: Eukaryota; Metazoa; Arthropoda; Insecta; Coleoptera; Brentidae.
UGCCUGAAAAUUUUGAGGAAGAAGUAUUCUGUGCACAUUUGUGUCUGUGAAGUGUGAAUUUCUUUGAAAAUAAAGAUGACGUGCAUAGAUAAAUAAAUUUUAAUUAUAACUAAAUAUUACAAAAAUUAGUGUCUAUUGGAGUUACAGUCGUAUAAUGUAUUUGUUUAUAUUAAUACUCUUGUCGGUUUCGAUAGAAGGUUCCUUGCCAGAUGAAGGCAAAUGGGAUUACACAGUCACAUCGGCAUCAAAAAUGAUUUAUAGAGAGAAAAGUUUAUACAAGGGUGCAAAAGUUUAUAUCAGAAUCAAUUGUGAUGCCGAAACAAAAGAAUCCAAGAUUAGCAUUAAUUUGGCUAUACUUCAGUCUCCCUGUUGGGAUCCUACUGAUACUUACAAUGCGCUUAAGGAUAUUAUCAUAUCCAACAGAUCUCCAGUUAAUUCUUCAAAGGUUUAUCAUUCUUUUGAGACAUAUUCAUGUAAUGACCACAUUUUCUUGAAAGAUGGUGAUAUUCCACCAGGGAAAAGUUCUGGGGAUGAAAUGUACCCUCUUCAUGUCAUUUCACAUGACGGAAUCUACGUUUUAGGAAUGAGUUUUGCAUCAAAUGUUACAGACUUUGCUAUAGGCGUACAUAUUGAAAUUAAGAAUGAUUAUGGGUAUCUGUCGGCAGUCGACUGGCCUUUGCUUCCUUUUUAUGGCUGCAUGUGUAUAUAUUAUAUUAUUCUCGGUUUGAUUUGGUUAUUGCUUUCAUUUAUGCAGUGGAGGGAUCUGCUAAGGGUACAAUUUUGGAUUGGAGGGGUUAUAUUACUCGGAAUGUUGGAAAAAGCAACAUUCUAUGCCGAAUACCAAAGUAUAAAUAAUACAGGUGUUGAAGUUCAAGGUGCAAUGAUUUUUGCAGAAUGGGUAUCGUGUGCUAAGAGGACUUUAGCAAGAAUGCUAGUGAUAAUUGUCAGUUUAGGCUUUGGCAUUGUAAAACCUCGCUUGGGUUCUAUAUUGCAUAGAGUGGUAGGUGUAGGUUUGCUGUAUUUUUUCCUAGCCGCUCUGGAGGCUUAUUUAAGAAUCACAAAAGCGAAAGCUGAGUCGGGCAAGGACCUCCUGGUUGCCUCAGUUCCACUAGCCGUUCUCGAUUCUGCAAUUUGCUGGUGGAUAUUUUCAGCAUUGGUAAACACAACCAGAACUUUGAGGCUGCGCCGAAAUGAGACAAAACUCUCUUUAUAUCGUCAUUUUACAAACACUCUUAUAUUCUCUGUGGUCGCUUCUGUGAUUUUUAUGUUGUAUUGCAUCAAAGUCCACCAUUAUGUGAAAUGCUUGACAGUUUGGAAAGAUUUAUGGUUGGAGGAAGCAUUUUGGCACAUCUUGUUCUCUUGCAUUCUAUUGGUGAUCAUGAUCUUGUGGCGUCCCACCAAUAACAAUCAAAGGUACGCCUUUGUACCUCUUUUGGAUACAGGAGAUGAGGGUGAAGAGGAAGAUCAUUUAGUAAAUGACGCCUAUGGAGUCAAGGUCAGAAUACAUCAUCAGAAACCAUCCAAUUCGACCCACAGUUCUGUUGAUGAUGAAUUGAAAUGGUUGGAGGAGAAUGUUAAGAGCGACCCAGCAUUGCCAAUAUUAGAUUCUGAUGAAGAACUAGUAAACACAAGAUUUGAGGUUUCCAAAAUGCAGUAGUCAGCUUUACCCGCCUUUGGGAUUCUAAUGUCUUGAUAAAACAAGGUGUACAUAGUAGCAUGGCAAUUGGAACUUGAAGCCUUGUUCAUGCAAUUUGUUCUGAUUGAUUUUAUUUUUUAUAUAAUAUUUCGGGAAGUGAAGUGGGAAGCACUCUUAUAUUUCAAUUUAGGUGUCAGAAUGGAGGACUAUGGUAACAAUUGUAAAUUUGUUUUAAACAGGUGGAGAAGUCGUAAAGUAUUUUUUUUUAAUGCUGUGACAAAGUGCCACGCUAGAACAAACUCUUUAGGUGUGUAUGUCUAAGUAUGCUGGAAGCACUAUGUAAUUACCGAUGUACAUAAUAUCAUUAUGAAUGUUAUUUAGGUUUGUAACAUUGCUACAUGGGAAAUGCCCAUGUUCGAGUUGGAGUAAUUUCAUUUUUGUGAUAUUUUUUGCUAUUUAUUGUAAACAAUGACUAACAAAUAAAAUUAUUCUGUACAUUGUGAAAGUAUAUCACUGUGGAAGUGUUUUUGAUCUUGUAUUUCGUUCCCAGUUUCGGUUUUUUGGAGUAUUUUUUUGUUAGCUUAGUAAAUUUUUAUUAAAGUAUUUUAAAUUGUUAUUGAUAUCCUCG